Coturnix japonica (Japanese quail) is the source of this 538-nucleotide messenger RNA. It is a transcript of the gene NDUFA13, whose product is annotated as NADH:ubiquinone oxidoreductase subunit A13. Gene Ontology annotation, cellular component: respiratory chain complex I. The record is from RefSeq and is a predicted model, not a curated record. Lineage: Eukaryota; Metazoa; Chordata; Aves; Galliformes; Phasianidae.
GAGAGCGCUUCCGGUUGUUCGCGAGGCGGAAGCGACGUAGAGCGCUGCCAAGAUGGCGGCGCAGAAGGUGAAGCAGGACAUGCCCCCACCGGGGGGCUACGGCCCCAUCGAUUACAAACGGCACCUCCCUCGUCGAGGCCUUUCAGGUUACAGCCUCUUCGCUCUGGGCAUCGGCAGCCUCCUGCUGGGUUACUACACCAUCAUCAAGUGGAACAGGGAGCGCAGGCGGCUGCAGAUCGAGGACCUGGAGGCUCGUAUCGCUUUAAUGCCGCUGCUCCAGGCGGAGGCGGAUCGCAGAACCCUCCGCAUCAUGAGGCAGAACCUGGACGAGGAGGCCAAGAUCAUGAAGGAUGUUCCUGGUUGGAAGGUUGGUGAGUCCAUGUUCCACACCGACCGCUGGGUUCCCCCGACGUUGGACGAGCUCUAUUACCUGCGUCCAGCUGCUGAGAUGGACAACGAGAAGUUUGGGCUGCAGUAUUAUGUCUAAUCGACAGCUCUAUGGGGGGAUCGGUAUUAAACCUAUAUGGGUACACGGUGA